Molecule: messenger RNA, 345 nt
Organism: Protopolystoma xenopodis
Lineage: Eukaryota; Metazoa; Platyhelminthes; Monogenea; Polystomatidea; Polystomatidae
Source: the annotation of a GenBank genome assembly
AUGAGCAACGGUUUCGGUCUGCAUUACUUGCAUCGGUUCCUCGGACUCCCAUUUCUCGCUCUUCAACGUGCUAUCCUUCUGCGUCAGCUGGCUUCAAAUCGGGAUCAGUUACAUAUUUUGCAAACGAACCUUGUUGAUGCAGAGGAGCUUCUGGAUUCUACAACACAGCCAAAUGCAAAAGUUGCAAUUGAUUCUCAGCCAGUUAAUGAAGAAGACAUCUUUUGUCAAAAUGACAACAGCAUCGUUGAAGCAAGCCGGCAGCUAAAUGAGCCAAAACUUGACAAUGGAUCAUUUGCACCCUUCGGGAACAUUGGGCCCCCUGGACUAUGUGAUUACGAAGGGUAA